ACACGUCAUUUAUUGAUGACUUAUAUCAAUCACACAUUACAUCAUUCCCUUAUCUUUUUCUCUUUUUUUUUAUUAUUAUUUUCAAUUUUUUUUCAGUUUUUUUUUUAAAAUAAAACUUCCAUAGCUGAACUCUUCUCCUUCUCCUGUGCCAAAGAAAAGUUCUAAAAUAGGGUUGAAAUCUGUAGCUAAUAGGAAUAAGGGCAAACGUCCUGUUGUUCAAGACGAUGAUUCCGAUUUUUCUCCUCAAUUGUCGAAACGUGAGCGAGCUCUUCCUAAAAAGAAAUCAAAGGUUGGUGCCCAUGAAAAAAUUUCUCAUGCUCCUGCUCAAAAAAAUGAUUAGGAUGGUGCUCCUCUUCGAUCACAUGUUUGUUUUCGGUUUCUUUUUGGUUUUCUCCCAUUUUUGAAAUUUUUUCAUAUUCAACUUUUGUGGGCUUUGUGUUUAUUGAUUUCUCAUUUUGUAAUAGUUUUUCAUAGUUUUUUAAUAGUGUAAACACCUUUUGUAUGUAUUUUUUUUGAUAUAUUUUUUAUCGAGUUGUUUCCUGUCCAUUUUUAUAUCAUCAAUGGGUAACAAUGAGAUUUAUCAUGGAUGUUCAAAGAGUUUUUCCUGUAUUUUAGUUUGUAUACAAUUGUUUUGUAGGUUUAUUAUAGUUUUGCUACUUGCAUAUGUUAUUUCAUUAUAAAACGAAUAUGCAACUAUUUGCACAAAACUUACUAUGUAUAACUGCUAUUUCUUAGUCCCCGUCAAAUUAAAUUCCUGCAUAAUAUAUAAACUAUCAUAAAACGAUAAUGCAACUAUAAGGCAACCAAAACAAAAAAUAAACAGACUUAUACGUAACUGGUUGUACUUUAAUUCGAAUUUACUCUAUUGUGUUUUUUAAAAAAUAUAUUCCAUAUUGGAAACCAGUAAUCAAUCAAAAUGUAACUGUAUAUAACGUAGAUAUAUUAUUCAUGAGGUUUUUUUUAAAAAAAUUUCACAUCAUACAUUGUUUUGGAUUUGGUGGGAGCUCCAGAUCUGUUUGUUACAGAUCUACAGUUCAUGAAUCUGGAUUUCGAUAUUAGGGGGAGUUGUUUUGAUCGAAUAAAACAGAAAAACAAAUGAGUAAUUUCAGUUUCUUCACAGUUUUUCUGAUUUUUUUUCGUCAUUUUCUGUUUAGAUCAUUGCAGGUCUUCUUUUCCAGUUGAUUUUGCCGUAAUUAAUGGUUGUAUUUCCCUCGUUUUUGUUUCAUUUUGGUUGUUUUCCUGUUUUGAAAUGAUCGAUGUAUUUUCAUCUUCACCGUUCGCUCCGUGCAACUGAAGGUUUAGUGCAUGUGGUAUUUUUGUAAAUAUUUGUAUGUGGACUGUAUAAAUGUUUAAUGGGCCGGCCCAUAGUAUUUUUGUAAUAUUUUUUCCUUUUUUGUAUUUUUUUGUUUUUUUCCCUAUAAAAUAUGAUGAUGUACUGUAUUUUAAUGUGCCAAAUAAGAACGCAAUUAAAAGUAGGGGAAGUACCACAUAUAUUGUUUUUUUAAUUUUUUUUUUUUAUAAAUUUACGGUUCGAGUUUCUAAAGUGGUUGCAGCGCUAGUUGCAAUAGAGAUUUCCAUACGAUUUUUUGUCGCAAUUUAAGUUGCAGCGCUAGUUGCAAUAGGAUUUCUAUGUGAAAUUCCGUAAAAUUGUAAAAAAAAAAAAAUAUUUUAAGUGUAAAAAUGAAUAAGCGCGUAAAAAGUAGUAUGGAAGAAACAAGAAAUGUGUCGUGAAGCCCACCUUAAAAGGAGAAGUUUUGAAAUUUACAUCCACUUGUCUUGGAUUUGGAACACUGGUUUUUGUGCUUUGUGUAUAAUUCUAUCUUUCUCUCUCUCUCUCUCCGGGUUUUCUCUAAUUCAAGAUUCAUAUAUAUAUAAAUGUAUGCCAAUACAAAGCAAAUGUAUUAAAAUCUCUUAAGAUUUAUACAUCCUUAAUGGAGCUGGUAAUAAUGGCACUCAUUACUUUAUCAUGUAUUUUCCUCUCGGCUUUUUUAACUCCCUGUGCUUCCUUACCAAUAAUUCACACUCAAUCCUCACAUAAACAAGAGCAGGCUCCUCUAGUACAUGUACAUGCAUUAAUGCCGUUGCCCUGGAAGCUUGGUUUUCCUACUGAAGAAGUUAAUGCCAUGGUCAUAGGACGACGAGCAAUACUCUCUGCCUCCAUGUCUAAUAACAACAGAAGGAAACAGAAGGAAAAUUUCUCAGGGAAGGGUGUGAAAAAUAAAGUAGUAAGGCACAGAAGCAGAGGGACAUGGCGAGAGUGGGUAGAAGGGAGUGAUACAUCUGGAGAUUACUUUACAAUGGAUUAUACCAGGGUCAGACGACGUCGUCCCAUACACAACAAGUCAAUCCCAGUCAUUCGUCCAUGAAACCAGGAUAUAUCAUAUCAUAUGGACACAGUUUUGCACAGAGUACGUAAUGUGUACGUUGUCGUCGUUUUUCUUUUUUGGAGAGAAAAAGAAAAGUAUAGUAUCUCGUUUGUAACUAUAACUAGCUAGGUAGCUAGUAAAACAAAACGAGGAAUAUCAAUUAAUUAUAGUUACGUGGCUGGGUUUAAAUUAUGGCCGACAUGUUCCGGGGCAAUGCUCAAAGAUUAGCGCUAUAUAUAUAUUGACAUAUAACUUUGACUCAACCGAAUCCCCUUUUGUAUGUCGGCUUCUCUUUGUUUUCUUUCUUUAUUAAUUAAUUAAUUAUGCAAGUUUUAUUUGAA
This is a messenger RNA of Cannabis sativa, 2707 nucleotides long. RefSeq lists its product as uncharacterized. Bases 1932 to 2366 code for a protein of 144 amino acids. The record is from RefSeq and is a predicted model, not a curated record. Lineage: Eukaryota; Viridiplantae; Streptophyta; Magnoliopsida; Rosales; Cannabaceae. The transcript has 4 exons.